Molecule: messenger RNA, 3408 nt
Organism: Eimeria acervulina
Lineage: Eukaryota; Apicomplexa; Conoidasida; Eucoccidiorida; Eimeriidae
Exons: 2
Coding region: 1-3408 (1135 amino acids)
Source: RefSeq, a predicted model, not a curated record
AUGCCCGCAGCAGGGGGGGACACCCCGCCGAGCUCAGCAGCCGCUGCAGCAGCUGCAGCGGCUGCAGCAGAACUCCUGCAGCUAGAGCAGCAAAGGCUUAUUUGUUUGCAGCAAGCUGCCCAGGAUGAGGCGAAGGACUCUGGGGAGGAAGCAGAGGCAGCAGCAGCUGCUGCUGCAGCGGAAGCCUCUGAGUUGCUGCUGCUGCUGCAGCAGAAGGAACAGCAGCUGCUGCUGCAGUCCCGUGAGCUUGAGCAACUGCGAGAAGACUUUGAGGAGCUGAGCGACGACUACGAGCGCAGCCAACGGGAGCAUGAGGUGCAGCAGGAGCAGCAGCAACAGCAACAGCAAGAGCUGCAACAGCAGCAGCAAGAGUUGCAGCAGCACCAGGCUGCCCUGCAGCAGCAGCAGCAGCUAUUUGAGAUCCGAAAGGAGAAGGUACAACAGGAGCUGCAGCAGCAGCAGCAGUUGCUGGAAGUUGAACGCGAAGCGGUAGCAACGCUAAGGGCUGAGCUGCAACAGGAGCAGCAACAGCUGCAGCAGCAGCACCAGCUGCAGCAACAGAGUCAUGAAGAGCAGCAGCAGCAGCAGCAGCUCUUGCAGCAUUUGAAAGAGGAUCUUGAUGCUAAACAGCAACAACUCACAGAAAGAGAGAAGCAGCUUCAGGCGCAGCAGCAGCAGCAGCAGCAGCAGCUAGAGACACAAAAGGAGGAGCUGCAGCAGCUGCAGCAGCUGCUUCAUGAGCGAGAGAAUGUGCUGCAGCAGCAGCAGCAGCAGCUGCAGCAGCAGCACAUGGGGCUGCUGCAGAAGCAACGAGACCUCCUGCAGCAGCAGAAGAAAACAGAAGCAAAAGACAAACAACUCGCUGAACAUGCAAGCAGUGCAAUGAGAAAAGUGCUGCUGCUGCUGCAGCAAGCCACCAACUCUGGCCCAGUCCAGCAGCAGCAGCAGCAGCAGCAGCAAGACGUGCAUGCAUCAGAUACUCGCAGCCCGUCUGAGACACUAACGCAGCAGCAGCAGCAGCAGCAGCAGCCGCAUGAACAGCUACUGCUACUGGCGCAGCAGCUGCAGCAGCAACGAGAUGAUGCUCAGUGGCGCUGCAGCGAGCUGCAGCAGCUUGUGCAGCAACUGCAGCAGCAAAUGCAACAACUCCGAGAGACUGAGGAGGCAGAGAGGGAGCGGGAGAAGCUGCUGCUGCUGCAGGUGCAGCGCCUAGAGCAGCAGCAGCAGCAGCAGCAACAGCAACAUCGGAUGCAGCAACAGCAGCAGCAAGAAAAUCAGAGGCGGUGUAGAGAAGAGCUGCUGCAGCUUUUGCAGGGCCUAAGAACAGACUUACAUGUAGCAGUGGAGCAGCAGCAGCAGCAGCAGCAGCUGCAGCACGAGCAGCAAGAGGUUACGGAGUUGAUGAUCAAGCAGCAGAAAGAGCAGCACGAACAGCACCAGCAGCAGCAACAGCAGCAGCAACAGCAGCAGCUCUUGCUGCGCGAAGAGCUGACAAGAGCAGCCCUGAGACUAGAGGACUUGCAGCAGCAGAUUGCAGCCAAGGAUGCGCAGCUGCUGCAGGAGCUGCAGCAGGGAGAGCAGCAGCAGCAGCUGCUGCAGCAGGGAGAGCAGCAACAGCAGCAACUGCACAACGACCUGAGACGCAAAGCAGAAGAGUUGCAGCAGCUACAAAUACAGAUGGAGGCCAUGAAGCAGCAACUGCAGCAGCAGCAACAACAACAGCAGCAGCAGCAACAACAACAGCAGCAGCAGCAACAACAGCAACAGAAGCAACAGCAGCAGCAGCACUUGAUGUUGCAGCAACUACGCAACGAGCUCAAGGAGAGCACACAGCAGCAAAAGAACCUUCGUGAACAGCUUAAGAAGAAGGAAUCAGACCUGCAGCAGCAGCAGCAGUUGCUGCUGCAGCAGCAGCAGGAGUCACAGAAGCGCAGCGAGGAGCUGCAGAGGCUGCAGCAGCUCCAGCAGCAGCAGCAGAAAGGACUAAAAGCAGAGCUAUCAGAGGCUGCGCAGCAGCGAACUGAGCUGCAGCAGCAGAUAUUACAGCAGCAGCAACAGCAGCAGCAGCAGCUGCUGCAGCUGCAAGAGGAAGCGGAGAAGAGGGAGCAACAGCGCAAAUCACUGCAGCGGCAGCUUGAAUCUCAGUUGCAGCAGCAGCAGCAGCAGCAAGAGCAACAGCAGCAGCUGCAAGCACAACUCCUAGCCGUAACCCAACAGUGCGAGCAGCUGAAGCAGCAGCUGCAGGAGCAGCAACAGCAACAGCAGCAGGUGCAGCAGCAGCAUGAAACGAAGCAGCAGCAACACAAACAGCAGGAGCUGCUGCUGCAACAAGAGCUGCACUGCUUGCAAAGGCAACUUCAGCAGCAGCAGCAGCAACAAGAACAGCAGCUGCAACAUCAACAAGAGCAGGAGCAGCAACAGCAGCAGCAGCAACAGCAGCGCGAGCUUCUGCUGGAUGAGCUACAGAGCAGCAGACAGCAGUAUUUCGAAUUGCAGCAGCAGUUGAGGACCAAAGAACAGCACUUGCUGUUGCUGCAGCAGCAGCAGCAACAGCAGCAGCAACAGCAGCAGCAGCAACAACAACAACACGAGCAGCUACAGCACGAACUCCUGAGGUGUAUAGAAGAAAGAGAGGAGCUGCGAAUUCAACUUGAAGGCAAGAACAGCGUGCAGCAACAGCAACAGCAGCGACAGCAGCAGCAGCAGCACCGAUUAGAAGUGCUGCAGCAGCAGAAUGAACAGCUGCAGGAGACACUGGCGGAAGUUCAGCAGCAGCUGCAAGUGCUGCAGCAGCAGGAGCAGCAGCAACGGCAACAGCCGGAGCAGCAGCAGCAGCAUUCAAAAGAGUAUGAAUUGCUGCUGGAGGAGCACAACUCGCUGCAGCAGCAGUGCAGCACGCUACGGCAGCAAGUUGACGAUCUGCUGCUCCUGCUGCAGCAGCAGCAGCAACAGAAGCAGCAGUCUCCUGCAGCUUGCUGCUGCAGCAGUGACCAGGCAGCGUGCAGCUUUAGAGGGCAUACCUGUUUGUUGAAUGCGAACUGCAGCAAAGGCGUUCCUUGCAGCAGCAGCAGCAGUAGCAGCAGCAGCAGCAGCUGUAACAGCAGCUGCUGCAGCAGCUUGAAGCAGCGGCGGCAAUCCCAGCUGCAGCAGCAGAAGCAGCAGCAGGGGAAGCAUGGCUGCUGCUGCAACAGCAGCAACAAUGGCGGCAGCUGUUGCUGCUUCUGCAGCAAGCGAGUAGAGCCGAACCGCCACAGCCGCUGCAGGAGCAGCAGCAGCAGCAGCAGAAGCAGCAGCAGCAGCAGUGAUUGGCUGCUUGUGUCUGUCCCAGAGCAGCAGGGUUUGCUGCUGCAGCAGCCUCAAGGUGCUGCAGCAAGCAGCUGCAUCAGCAGCCUCUGGUUUUUUGAAUAG